Molecule: messenger RNA, 984 nt
Organism: Erpetoichthys calabaricus (reedfish)
Lineage: Eukaryota; Metazoa; Chordata; Cladistia; Polypteriformes; Polypteridae
Gene: chac2
Product: ChaC, cation transport regulator homolog 2 (E. coli)
Exons: 3
Coding region: 128-670 (180 amino acids)
Biological process (GO): glutathione catabolic process
Cellular component (GO): cytoplasm
Molecular function (GO): gamma-glutamylcyclotransferase activity; glutathione specific gamma-glutamylcyclotransferase activity
Source: RefSeq, a predicted model, not a curated record
CAGUGACUGGCUGUCAAACAAGGACUGUUCAGAUUUCUGCCUACUUGGUCCCUGACAUUGGUUCACGAGGAACGACAAAAAUUGUCACCUUCAGUCCACGGAGCUAUAUUCUUGUGCUGCUAACAAAAUGUGGGUUUUUGGUUACGGUUCUUUGAUUUGGAAGGUAGAUUUUCCUUACGAUGAAAAAACCGUUGGUUAUGUUACAGGUUACAGUCGGAGAUUCUGGCAAGGAAGUACGGAUCAUCGUGGUGUACCAGGAAAGCCUGGUCGGGUUGUUACACUCGUUGAAGAUCUUCAAGGUUGUGUCUGGGGUGUUGCUUAUAAACUUCCAGCUGGACGAGAGAAAGAAGUGAAGGAGCAACUUGAUUUUCGAGAAAAAGGAGGAUACAGGACUGCAACCACCACAUUUUACCCUAAGGAUCCUUCACUUGAACCUUUCGAUACACUUCUAUACAUAGGAACCCAUGAAAACCCAAAUUACCUUGGCCCUGCACCUUUGGAAGUUAUCGCUGAACAGAUUUACAAUUCUGUUGGACCAAGUGGGCGAAACACAGAAUACUUGUUUGAAUUGGCAAAUUCAAUUAGAAAUCUUUCGCCACAGGAAAUGGAUGAACACAUUUUUUGCUUAGAGAAAAUGGUCAGGGACCUUUUAGAAAAAAACGGAAUAUAAAAAUUAAUGGACAUAAUUAUAAAAUACAAUUUUUUUCAUUUCAUCUAUGUUUACCACUUUCUCUGAAUAUUUCCACAUAAAAGAAUACUGCAGGAAGAUCAGUCUUAAAAUGUGCAUAAAUAUUUACUAAAGCUGCACACUACUAGCACCAGUGUGCUUGGUCAAGUCUGUUAACAUUAAUCCUGAUGUCUACACAAAAUAAGAGAACUGGGAUUUGUAAAUUGUAGAAAAGUUGUCAAUAUUGUGGUCAUGACAAUAUUUUAGCUAUCUCUAGUUCAUUCAACAUUAAAGACCAAUGUUUUCUCUAGAAUAUC